Messenger RNA from Phacochoerus africanus (Common warthog), 4744 nucleotides. RefSeq names its product NBR1 autophagy cargo receptor (gene NBR1). Gene Ontology annotation, cellular component: phagophore assembly site. Gene Ontology annotation, molecular function: zinc ion binding; ubiquitin binding. The transcript is spliced from 22 exons. The record is from RefSeq and is a predicted model, not a curated record. NCBI's taxonomy places the organism in Eukaryota, Metazoa, Chordata, Mammalia, Artiodactyla, Suidae. Gene Ontology annotation, biological process: macroautophagy. The coding region runs from base 172 to 3132 and encodes 986 amino acids.
ACCAAUCAUCUUGUUGGACACUCAGAGCAACAGGGGACUAGGCCCUGUCUCUCUCCGCCAUGUUAGAUUUAUCCCGUAGGGAUAGUGGCAGAGCUGGCAGUGAACUGUCCCUACGCUGGUCUCCGGCAGGCGCCCCCCGGGGGCGGAAAGCUGACUCUCUAGCCUUACAGCAUGGAACCACAGGUUACUCUAAAUGUGACUUUUAAAAAUGAAACUCAAAGCUUUCUGGUUUCUGAUCCAGAAAAUACAACUUGGGCUGAUGUGGAAGCUAUGGUAAAAGUUUCAUUUGAUCUGAACACUAUCCAAAUAAAAUACCUGGAUGAGGAAAAUGAAGAGGUAUCCAUCAACAGUCAAGGAGAGUAUGAAGAAGCCCUUAAGAUGGCAGUUAAGCAGGGAAACCAGCUGCAGAUGCAAGUCCACGAAGGCUACUCUGCUGUUGACGACACCCCACCCCGAGUUGGAGCAGAAAAACGACCAGUUGUAAGGACAGGGAAGAAGCCACUUGCACAUUAUUCUUCACUGGUGAGAAUCUUGGGAUCAGACAUGAAGACCCAAGAGGAGCCUAUAGCACAGCAGUUUCCACCUGCUCCAUGUGAUGGAGACCAGCCUCAAGACAAGCCCCCGGACUGGUUCACAAGCUACCUAGAGACAUUCAGAGAGCAAGUGGUAAAAGAAACUGUUGAGAAGCUUGAACAGACUUUACAUGAGAAGCUUGUCCUCCAGAAUCCAUCCUCGGGUUCCUGUCCCUCAGAAGUCUCAAUGCCUAUUUCAGAGGAAACAUUGUCUUUGCCAGAAAACCAGUUCAACUGGCACAUUGCUUGCAGCGGUUGCCAAAGGAGUAUCGUUGGAGUGCGCUACCAAUGCAGCCUCUGCCCAUCCUACAAUAUCUGUGAAGAUUGUGAAUCGGGGCCGUAUGCCCAUGACUCCAACCAUGUCCUGCUGAAGCUGAGGAGACCUGUUGUGGGUUCCUCUGAACCCUUCUCUCACUCACCAUUCUCUACCCCUCGUCUUCCUGCUGCUCUGGAACAAGCCAGGCUCCAGAAGCAGGUUGACAAGAACUUUCUUAAGGCAGAAAAGCAAAGGUUGCGAGCUGAGAAGAAGCAGCGUAAAGCAGAGGUCAAGGAACUUAAAAAGCAGCUUAAACUCCACAGGAAGAUUCAUCUGUGGAAUUCGAUCCACGGGCUCCAGAGCCCCAAGUCUCCUUUAGGCCGACCUGAGAGCCUGCUGCAGUCUAACACCCUGAUGCUCCCUUUGCAGCCCUGUGCCCCGGUUAUGCCAACCCUCAGUGCAGCAUUUGUGGAUGAGAAUUUGCCUGAUGGGACUCACCUUCAGCCAGGAACCAAGUUCAUCAAGCACUGGAGGAUGAAAAAUACAGGAAAUGUAAAGUGGAGUACAGACACAAAGCUUAAGUUCAUGUGGGGAAACCUGACUUUGGCUUCUGCAGAAAAGAAGGAUGUUUUGGUUCCCUGCCUCAAGGCCGGCCAUGUGGGAGUUGUUUCUGUGGAGUUCAUUGCCCCAGCCUUGGAGGGAACAUACACUUCCCACUGGCGUCUUUCUCACAAAGGCCAGCAGUUUGGGCCUCGGGUCUGGUGCAGUAUCAUAGUGGAUCCUUUCCCCUCCACAGAGAGCCUUAAUGACGUUGAAAAGGGCAUGAUCAGCUCAAGCAAAGCUGAUAGUCUCACCUGUCAGCAAGAGGAAGCUUUUCUUCUGGCUAAAGAAGAAAUCCAGCCUGGUGAAACAGCUGAGCGGACAGAAGGAACAGGAACCUGCAUCCCACAGAAGGCAAAAAAUGUUGCCAGCGAGAGGGGGCUCUACAUCCCAUCCGUGGACCUUCUGACUGCCCAGGACCUGCUGUCCUUUGAGCUGUUGGAUAUAAACAUUGUCCAAGAGUUGGAGAGAGUGCCCCACAACACGCCUGUUGAUAUGACUCCCUGCAUGUCUCCUCUGCCACAUGACAGUCCUUUAAUAGAGAAGCCAGGCUUGGGGCAGAUACAGGAAGAGAGUGAAGGGGCGGGAUUUAAAGCACUUCCUGACUCCACGGUGUCAGUGAAGAAGAAGGCUGAAAACAUUUCUUCAGUGGAGGAAGCGGAUGACGACCUGAGUGGGACCCAGUUUGUGUGCGAGACAGUAAUCCGGUCCCUUACCUUGGAUGCUGCUCCAGAUCACAAACCACCUUGUAGACAGAAGUCCCCGCACAGGGCAGAAUUCCAGCUGCACACCACAGAGGAACAGCAGCCAUUUGUGCUGCCUGGAUUCUGCAGUAAAGAGUCUUCUUUGAAAUUUGCCUCACCAGAAGAGGGACCACUUGGAGACGAGAGGGAAGAGAUCGUCCAUAUUGCUGAGGAAGAAGCUGUUGCGGAGGAGGAAAAUGAUGAGCUUAAAGAUGAAGUUCAGAGUCAAUCCUCUGCUUCCUCAGAGGAUUACAUCAUCAUUCUGCCUGAGUGCUUUGACACGAGCCGCCCCCUGGGGGACUCCAUGUACAGUUCUGCACUCUCACAGCCAGGCCUGGAGCGAGGGGCUGAAGGCGAGCCUGGGGUUGAGGCUGGGCAGGAGCCAGUCGAGGCUGGGAAAAGACCCCCUGGAGGGGAGAUCCAACCCCAGGGGCACAGCAUCAAUGACAUCCUUACGACCUCACAGACUCUGGACACAGUGCCCCUAACCCCGGAGGUGGUAGGGCCUCCACCACAGCUACCCAGGAUUCCUCCCUGUGCACAGCCUCAUGGUUCCCCAGGAGUGGAGUUACCUGUCAGCAUACCAGAAGUUUCUUCAGUUUCUGACCAGAUCAGAGGAGAGCUCAGAGGCUCAUCAGGACUUGUAAACAGCAGACAGAAGAGCUAUGACCACUCAAGGCACCACCACCAUGGGAACAGCAUUGCUGGAGGACUGGUGAAGGGGGCUUUGUCUGUUGCUGCCUCCGCAUACAAGGCCUUGUUUGCUGGGCCACCAGUCACUGCACAGCCAAUAGUUUCUGAAGAUCAGACAGCAGCCCUGAUGGCCCAUCUCUUUGAAAUGGGAUUCUGUGACAGGCAGCUGAACCUAAGGCUGCUGAAGAAACACAACUACAACAUCCUACAGGUUGUGACAGAACUCCUUCAGGUCAACAACAACGACUGGUACAGCCACCGCUACUGAGGAGUGACCUUGUAUUAAAUUACUUUGCCUGCUGCUCAGAGAUGAUCUUUAUUCUGUUGUUGGGGUGUAGGGGAGAGGCCCUUGCUUAUUUUUAAUCUAAUGAAUCUACAUAGAGCCCAUCAUUGAACUAUCAAGACAAAACCUGCACUGCAGUAUUUUUUUGGAGCAAAUCAAAAGACCAGAACUUAAAGUUUCACUUUAGACAUUGGAUGAAUUGUAUGAAGAGCGUUUUUCAGUUGAUUUGGAUAAAACUCCUUUCUCCGUUUUAGCACACUGAAGAGUAUAACUUAAACUUCCUAUAGAACCAUUUUUCUUUCUGCUUGUAUUGAAGUUGAGUAUUUUUCUUUGCUUAAGGUGGAUGUUUUUAUGAGGAUAUCUGUUGUCAGUUUUUAAAAGAAAUUAACCUUGGAAGUUGUUUUCAAGAAUUAUUCUCAUAGUCUCUCAAACCUAUCCCAAGCCUCAUAGCUAGGUGGUAUUAAAAUGACACCCAGAGUGUGAUAGGAAUUUUGUUACUCUUCCCUUCUCAAGGAGAAAGUCAUUUCCCUGAAAGCCUUAGUAACUGGCACUGUUUUUUAAAGACCCCACUGAUGGCAUUUAAGAAUAUCCACCUUCUGGGUCUCUUCAGUGACAGGAGGGAGGAGUAUGCUAAUUAACCCACCAGCACCUGUUGAGCAGUGUCUAUUGUAGUAAUUUUGCAUACAUUUUAUUUUAUUUAAGGGAAAAAAAUUAGGUAGUGUGAAAUAUUUUGCUAAUCCUAUAAAAGAAAAAACUCCUCUAUUAAACGGAAGAGUAAAUUCAACAGUUACCUUUUAUGUCAGGGGGCAGGUCUUACUUACAGUAGGGGCGGGUGGGGGUGAAAGAUACAUGAGAAGUGAAAGGCAGGCUCCUGUGUGAUUCUCAGUGAAGUUCAGGGGCAGGCAAAUGAGUAUGUGUGAGGCCUAGGAAGUCCUGAAGGUUUCUUGAAUGUUUGAAAUCUGUUCAAAGUUAUCUAGCCCCAGAGUGCCUAGAAGAGGAAAAAGAGGCUGGUGUUUCACAAAACUUGGAUGGGGGCAAGCUUGCUAAAAAAAGUUUUGGCUUAAUCCCAGGGUAAGUGAGUGGGAAGGAGCUUGUUUACUAAAAGGGGUCCAGAUCCUCACUCUGUUUACAGAAGAGGGCCUUGGGUACAGUUGGUAAAGCGGUAAAAUACACUAAAUAUUUUAUUCAUUAAAGUUACUUGCAGAAAAAGAAGAACCUGACCCCCAGCGGAAGGAAGGAGGAUAGUUAAAAAAAAAAAAAAUAGUAUUAUUUAACCUGGUUGGUAUUAUAAUGAAUGGUGGUUUAAGUUAAUCAUUAGCCAUAAUGUUUAUUUACAGUAUAAGGCUUGAAUGCUAUUAAGUAAGCCAGGAUUCAGACUGCAAGCCAACCAGGCUGUUUAUUAUUUAAACCGUUUACGGCUUCUGGCAGAGCGAGGGCAGGGUGUGAAGCGGGCGGGUUAAUUUGGGAUGGGACCUGUCUUGACCAUCUGAGUCAUACUGUAGGGGUCCGUGACGGCCCUGGGGUCCAGUCGUCUGUCUCAUUGUAUUUGUGCGUAACUGGUUAAAGAAUGGUGAAAUAAAGGUUCUUUGAAACUCUU